AUGCCUCCUUUUAAAAUCGGAGGCGGGCCAACAAUUCAAACCAGUAAAGUUGGAGAAAUUGUCAGAAGAAUGGGUUUGGCGCCAUCUGAAAGUGAAAUUGAGAGAUUUGCUGCAAGUAUUGGGCAGACAUGUGAUUUGCAGUCUUUUAUCAAGUUUUGUGAUUCUAUUGUACAUCCAGAAGAUACUUUUGACAACCUGGUUCAAUUUUUCAGAUCUUAUGAUUCAAAUGUAGGUCGAAAAAUUCUAAUCCAAUUCUAA
Cryptosporidium ubiquitum is the source of this 258-nucleotide messenger RNA. RefSeq lists its product as uncharacterized. NCBI's taxonomy places the organism in Eukaryota, Apicomplexa, Conoidasida, Eucoccidiorida, Cryptosporidiidae. The record is from RefSeq and is a predicted model, not a curated record. Bases 1 to 258 code for a protein of 85 amino acids. The transcript is spliced from 3 exons.